UUCGGCGAAAAUUCGGCUUUGCCCGAGUUCCGCCCAUCACUAAUUAUUUACGUAAGAAAAGCGCCCUUUGUUCUAUUUCGUGUAGAAGAUCCGUGAAGAGAGACACUCCCAGAAAUAUGUAACUCUUUUGAGACGAAAAUCUGAUCAACGUCACAUACACCGAGAGGUUUCAACGCCGGCAAAGGUCGGUAGCGUCACUCCGAGACACUCGCACCAACUCUUUCGCCUCCGUCAACUUCGGAAACAAUCGAACGCUCAGCCGGCGACUUUCGCUUGCGGUUAUUUGCGGUCUCGGGGGCUGUUGGCCCACACUAAUUACCGGGUAUAAAAAUAGUCCACGGGUGAGUAUAAAAGCACCGUUGCACGCGAGCCCCCGAUGGUUGUUGGGAUCCUCAUGGCCAUGUACGCGUCGCUCUCGGCCGCCGUUCAAGAACGGCGCGAACGCACCUUUGUGAUCGUCAAGCCCGACGGCGUCCAGCGUGGACUCAUCGGUAAAGUGGUCAGCCGCUUCGAGAAGAACGGCUUCAAACUCGUGGCGAUGAAGUUUCUACAGGCAACUGAAGAGAUACUGAAGAAACAUUAUGAGGAGCUCUCGGACCGACCAUUCUUUCACGCUCUCAUAAAGUAUAUGCAAAUGGGACCCAUCGUCAUCAUGGUGUGGGAAGGCAAGGAGGUCGUAAAAAGGGCAAGGGACAUCAUUGGUGCAACCGACCCCCUCAAGUCCAGCCCGGGCACGAUUCGUGGCGACUACGGCAUUGUGACGGGCAGAAACGUGGUCCACGGCAGCGACUCCCUUCCGAGUUCCAAGCGAGAAAUCGAGCUGUGGUUCGAAAAGGCAGAAGUGGUCCCGUGGAUGCAGUGCCUUGACGACUGGAUAUUCAAGGAGAACUAGCGAUCUCAUCUCAUUUUUUAUAUGAGUCCUAUUUAAUUUUGUUAGUCUGAACCUUUUUUGCAUUUUUGACACUGGUCACUGCCUGGCUUUACUCAUCUCGUUGGCUUUUUUUUAGCCAUUUACUCAUCUUGUUUGUUGAGGAUGCAAUCUGUACGGAACUUGCAAAUUUGAUGUGCAUACAUUUGCUGGUGUCAGUUAGCACGUUCGGCUUUACUUUACAUAUUGCUGUCGUUCUACGACUUUUUUGCUCUCCGAUAAUAAAGAGGUGCAGAAAAGUCA
Ixodes scapularis (black-legged tick) is the source of this 1171-nucleotide messenger RNA. RefSeq names its product nucleoside diphosphate kinase B. The record is from RefSeq and is a predicted model, not a curated record. Gene Ontology annotation, molecular function: nucleoside diphosphate kinase activity. Bases 377 to 892 code for a protein of 171 amino acids. NCBI's taxonomy places the organism in Eukaryota, Metazoa, Arthropoda, Arachnida, Ixodida, Ixodidae. The transcript is spliced from 4 exons. Gene Ontology annotation, biological process: CTP biosynthetic process; UTP biosynthetic process; GTP biosynthetic process.